AUGAGUAGUUUAGCUGCUGGAGUGUACAUUACGGAUUUUGAGCAGGAGCGUUUGGAUGUGCCGGUUUGGCUCUGCGUCAUGAGAAGAGGAAGGAGACAGGGUUUGGAUGUGGCAGCUCUGCUGAAGGAGACGGUGGAGCAGAGUAAAGACAAUCCCCCACUCCAUGCCUUCUACUCCAUCAAACUGGCUCGCUUUCUUCACAAGCUGUGCAAGAACCCUGCCAGGGCCCGCACUGUUCUACAGGAAGCCAUAGAGCUAAGUCCGGUAAAACACCAGCUAUUUUUGAUUAACCUUCUGGAGCUGGAGAUGUCAGGUGCCCUGCGGACUAAUGGAGGUGGGGUUCUACAGUGUGUGGCCAAAGCUCUUGCAGCUCCUCUCUCCCCAAAAACCAAAAUCCUUUUCUCCCAACGUGGCCUGCAAUUUGCUGAGGACUUUGGGAGCACAGUACAGAGUGUGUGGAGCAUGUAUGAAGGGCACCAGAAGCUGCUGAAGGAACAUGAUGCAAAGAGAGAAGCAGAGAAUGGCGAUAAUGAUGAUCCAGAAAAGAUGAGCAAAAUGGACGUUGCAUUGGCCUUGACGGCGCCACCCACAAUGCCUCACGUUCCCAUGACAACACCACCUCCCUCUGUGAUGGGCGGAGACACGAGUGGAUCAUACAGGAGCUAUGACAGCUGGUACCAGCAACAGUAUGGAGGGUAUGGCAUGGAACCAGUAUAAUCAGUACUACACUACCAGUUAAAUCCCUUCAAAGAUGGAGGUCUGGGGUGCUGCUUCAUGUGAUCCACUCAUACAUCCUCAAUCCUCCAAAAGGCACAGCAGUGCGUAACUUGAGAUAGUGUCAAAAGAGAGAAGGUUAAUGUAGAAACCUAUUAUGAUGUUUUUAAAGGAUGUUACCCUGUCUUUCCCUGAAUUUUCUGUACCAUGUGCCACCUUAAAACCUAAAAUGCAUCUGUAGAUAGAGCUAUAUAUGUAUACCUGUUCAUGCUUGGUUUUGAAGUAAUUUAUCAGUGAAUUAAGUCAAAUUUAUUGAAUUCCUGAAAUGUAUUAUAAACAUUAUUCUUUUGACCAUUUUGUACCAAUUAUUUAAAAUGUUUAAAAUUAGGUUUAUUCUGUGCAGUCACCAUCUUAUAAUUUUAAUAAAAUAUAAUGUAUACAAAACAUGUUUUUUUAAAUUCAGAUAUUUUGUAAUAAAUAUAAAUGUAGUUUUUACUUAAUUGACUUUUAAUAGAUGUUGGCAGAUGAAAGAGACUUUCAUUGU
Molecule: messenger RNA, 1258 nt
Organism: Cyprinus carpio (common carp)
Lineage: Eukaryota; Metazoa; Chordata; Actinopteri; Cypriniformes; Cyprinidae
Product: pre-mRNA-processing factor 39-like
Exons: 5
Coding region: 1-717 (238 amino acids)
Biological process (GO): mRNA 5'-splice site recognition
Cellular component (GO): commitment complex; U1 snRNP; U2-type prespliceosome
Molecular function (GO): protein binding
Source: RefSeq, a predicted model, not a curated record